Messenger RNA from Rhincodon typus (whale shark), 2194 nucleotides. RefSeq lists its product as uncharacterized. Gene Ontology annotation, molecular function: protein binding. Gene Ontology annotation, biological process: signal transduction. The transcript has 10 exons. Bases 134 to 2128 code for a protein of 664 amino acids. NCBI's taxonomy places the organism in Eukaryota, Metazoa, Chordata, Chondrichthyes, Orectolobiformes, Rhincodontidae. The record is from RefSeq and is a predicted model, not a curated record.
GCUGGAUCUUCAGCUGAAGGAUGUUCCUGUUCAUCUCUCUGUAAAAGAUGGGAUGUGAAGUCGCGGGCUGAGCCAGAAUUUAUUGCCUGUCCCUAAUUGCCCCUUGAGAAGGAACUAAGCAUCUGAGCUCAAAAUGCCUUCAAAUGAAGAACAUGAUAUGGACAAUUCUGAAAUAAGUGGUCAACACAUCUCAGACAAACAGUUGAUGGAAUUAGCUGGAAAACUGGGAAACAGAUGGCAGAGCUUAGCAAUUCAACACCUAGACUUUAAGACAUAUGAAGUUGACAACUUCAUUUCUGACGGAAACAGUAAUCAAGACAAAGCGUUUAAAAUGUUACAAGCUUGGAAAUGUCGAGAAAAAUGUCCAACAGUCAGGAGCUUGAUCCAUAUUCUUGAUAAAGCUAAUAUUGAUGUUAAUGCAUGGUUAUUUCUUUCGAAUAAAGACAGUAACUGUAACGAAUUGAGAUGCAAAUGUUGUCAUAAAAUGGACUGCCAGUGCAAAUGCGAGGCUAUUCGAGGACAUAUUUUCUCCAGCCCAAAUACCAAUGGAUAUAAUUGUUCGGUUAAAGCAGUUAUAGUUAAAGCUAACAAUGCCCAGAAAGAAGGAACUGAUGCCCUGGAAAAUCUAUUUAAAGAACAAUUUGAAACUAACUUUGACCUCCUCUUAAAAUUUCGAAAAAUUGUUAAUUCUGUGGAGAAUAAAAUUCUGAACAUUGUACCAGGGUGUGUGGAGAUCCGUCUGCAGAUUUUAUCUUAUGCUUCUCUCCUGGAUCUCAGCCUGUUACAUGUAAUGGGAGGCUCUGAAAGGACAAAGCAGCUUCCACCUUUACACCAGAAGCUACAAGAUGCUGUGGAAGAAGCACUUUCAGAUGUGAAAAUAACGACCGAGAUGCUUUCUUUCACCAACUAUUUCGAAGGCGGAUCUUACAGAAAAGCAGUGGAAUAUUUUUGCAGAGGGUUUGCUGUUGAUGAUAUGCUCCCAAUCAUAAAAACACCAAAACGGUUCCAGAAUGUUGAUUAUCUAUGUAUUGAUAUCAAAAAUGAGCCACAGACAACCUUAAGUGAUCUGAAGAGAGAAUUCAUGAAGCAGAGACAGAGAAAACUACAUAAACUCCGAAGGAAGGUAUUAAAAGAAAAGCCAAUGAGCAAAAGUGAUUACAACCUUAUUAUUAAGUUAAUCGAUAACAUUUUAAAUAAACCUGAAAACAAGUAUGGACACAAAUUCAGCAAGGGCAAAGAUAAAGAAUUGUCAGGAAAGGAAGUCAAGAAAAUUAGACAAAAAACCAAAUACCAAGAGAAGAAGUGUGGGAAAAGUGAGACAUCAAAGAUUCUAGAGGAAAACAAAAUAACCAAACCUUUUAAAAGAUUAAAGAUCUCAGAGUUUCUAGUGAAGAGAAGCCAGGAAUUCAAGACUCCAGGGAAGAAAAAGAGAAAAAUCCAGGAUGCCAAGACUGUAGAAAUGCAGCAGGCAGAGGCCCUGAGGAGGGAGACAUACAAUCUAGAGCCUUCUUCUACAAAGAUACACACAACAGAUCAUCAAGCUAAGUUGGAGACAAGUUUACUUUAUGAGCCUCUUCUGAAGAAAAGUAAGAUCAUUGAUUAUAAAAAUGCGUUAACUGAUGAGAAGGUAUCUCAGAAAUUAUGUCCCUCAACAAUAAAGAAGACCAAGCGAAAACCAAAGGAAGAAAGCAUUCAAACAAGAAAGAGCAACACUAAAGGAAAGCAGGAAAAGUCAUUUGAAAUUGUUUCCCUCUCCAAGUUGAGAUAUAAGCCAAAGAAGUGUUAUGGGUGUAGGAAGAACAUUGGCGAUGUGGCAGACUUGAUACUGAAGACCCAAGACGUUCGAGAAUACUAUGGUGCUUGUCGUCAGAAGCACCUUGCACAUUAUGAAUCAAAUGUGUACUUCCAUUUUCUUGAGAAGUGUGUGAGGAAGAAGUACGGGCUAAUUAAUCAGCAUAAAUUCGUUGUGUCAAAUGAUAUCUCAGGUUGUUUGUCUGAUGCUCAGCGUGUGAUGCUAGGAAGCAUGGAAAGCACCCAGGAUGUAGGAGAUGUAAAACUUGAAACUAAAAUGAGGGGAAUUGAUUUGAGCGAUACAGAGCUGACCGAAUGUAAAAAACUGUCAAGCUAAAACCUACCUUCAGUUGCCAAUCAUCUCUCUUGUCUGAUGUGAGCAAAUAAAAUCCCUUUGCAUUUC